Colias croceus (clouded yellow) is the source of this 1060-nucleotide messenger RNA. Its product is annotated as cathepsin B-like. The transcript has a single exon. Gene Ontology annotation, cellular component: lysosome. The record is from RefSeq and is a predicted model, not a curated record. NCBI's taxonomy places the organism in Eukaryota, Metazoa, Arthropoda, Insecta, Lepidoptera, Pieridae. Gene Ontology annotation, molecular function: cysteine-type endopeptidase activity. The coding region runs from base 20 to 1012 and encodes 330 amino acids.
UAGCCAUUGUAUAAAUAAUAUGGUCGUACUUUCUACAGUACGCAUCAGGAUGUAUACUAGUAGCAUCGUGAUUCUUUCGGCACUGGUCUCUAGGGCCCUUUGCUUCAACGCAGAAGUCGACGAUAAGUUCCAUAAACUUCCUCGCGAUGAAUUCAUUAAAUACUUCAACAGUCAAAAUUUUACUUGGAAAAUUCAAAAGUACAACUUUGAAGGUAAGGUGUUAGAUUGUGCCGAAGUAAGCACCAAUCAUCCAAUUCCUAUAAAACCUGGUGGAUAUAAACUGCAUGUUCCAAAAACAUUUGAUGCCACUGAAAAAUGGCCGGAAUGUAGUAUAAGAUACGAGAAUUUAGAUCAAGGAAGCUGCGGAUCGUGUUGGGCGAUCGCUGCCUCGUCGGUAGCUAGUGCUCGAUCAUGUAUUUUGGGUCCAAAUAUAAAGAAAGAUGAACCUGUUUCCUUACGCAAAGAACCAGUGCUGUCUACUCUCGAUUUGACGUGCUGUACGGAUUGUUUCAAUAAAAGUUUCUGCAGCGGAGGUUCCCCUGAACGAGCGGCUCUAUUCUGGGUAAAGCAUGGUUUGGUUACGUCAAGUUGCAAACCAUAUAGUGAUACAGUAAAUGGCACAUGCAAAGAAGAAUGUGUUAACGAGACACUAUCAUACAAGGACAAUAAGCAUUUCGGAGAAAAUAUCUACAUAGUGGUGGCUGAUGAUUUAGAGAUUCGAGCUGAAUUGGCUUAUAAUGGUCCCUUAAUAGCAACCUUUGCUUUAUACGAAGAUUUGAAAGACUACAAAAGUGGAAUAUACGAACAUACCUACGGAAAAUUGGUUGGAUAUCAUAGUGUCCAAGUGAUUGGAUAUGGAGUAGAGAGCGAAGUUCCGUACUGGCUAGUUACCAACACUUGGGGAAUGAAGUGGGGUGAAUCAGGCGUUUUCAAAGUUAAACGCUUCCAAAAGGACCUAGCUUUUGAAGAUCAAAUGAUUUCUUUGUUUCCAAAGAGAAAGCACUGUCCUUAAUACGUAUCAUUUGGAAAUUGAAUUUUAAUAAAUGAUGUGCCUAACAGA